Esox lucius (northern pike) is the source of this 4164-nucleotide messenger RNA. Its product is annotated as 5-hydroxytryptamine receptor 1B. The transcript has a single exon. Gene Ontology annotation, biological process: adenylate cyclase-activating adrenergic receptor signaling pathway. Gene Ontology annotation, molecular function: G protein-coupled serotonin receptor activity. NCBI's taxonomy places the organism in Eukaryota, Metazoa, Chordata, Actinopteri, Esociformes, Esocidae. The record is from RefSeq and is a predicted model, not a curated record. The coding region runs from base 509 to 1666 and encodes 385 amino acids. Gene Ontology annotation, cellular component: plasma membrane.
UUCUCCAUAUAACGUCUCAUCGCCCGCGCCCAACUUCUGAAGUGCCGCAGAUCCAACACAGUGCCUUGGAGAGCGGAUUAAUAGAAUCAACGAACAAUAAUGAAAUAACAACAUAUUGGUACCAUUCUUUUUACUUUUAUUUAUUCUGUGAUGCAUUCUUAACAAAUGCAUGUUUUAAUUCAGAAAAUUAUAAUGACAGUCUACUGAAUACAAAGGAAAUUUAUUCAAAUGUGUACAUUUGAUUGCCAAGAUGAGUGUACAAGAAACAGGAGGAUAAAGUAUAGACGCAGAGGAAGUCAAGACAAAGGAUUCUUCAAGAAGGGUUUACAAUUCUUUAUUGUUGGAUAAUUCACUCGGUUCAGAUGGACGUUGAGGGGAUGGAGCAGCGUUCAACAUGGAAACGAUUACAAGAAAUGCGACGUUUUACAUUUCUUUAGCAGUCCUCUAAUCCCUUUCGGAAGGGUUUCACUUCAAAUCUCAAUGACAUCUGUCAAAAUAGCGUCGAGGUAUGGAGCGCGCAGGUCAGUUGAAGCCAACGUCUUUUAUUUAUGGAGAGUUCGGGAAUAUGUCAACCAGUGAUACCAAUGCCAAUUUCACUACUAAAGGAGAAGAGAAGGAAGGUCUGGCUUUUCAAGCUGGUUUAGCAGUUACAUUAUCCUUGAUAACUUUUGCAACAACAUUAUCAAAUGCAUUCGUUAUUGCUACUAUUUACCAAUCCAGAAAACUACACACGCCUGCAAACUUUCUGAUAGCAUCGCUCGCCCUGACAGACCUUCUGGUGUCGGUGUUGGUGAUGCCAAUCAGCGCACUAUACACAGUGAGUCAAACAUGGACUUUGGGCCAAGUCAUGUGCGACAUAUGGUUGUCUUCAGACAUUACGUGUUGUACUGCAUCCAUACUUCAUCUGUGCGUAAUUGCGCUGGACCGUUACUGGGCAAUAACAGACGCAGUUGAGUACACCAAGAAGCGCACGACAGCGCGCGCGGCGGGAAUGAUAGCUACUGCCUGGGUGAUCGCCAUCUCAAUCUCACUUCCGCCCUUCUUUUGGCGCCAGGUGAAAGCGGAGGAGGUUACCACUUGCAACGUGAACACUGAUCACAUUUUCUACACAAUUUAUUCAACUUUUGGAGCCUUCUAUAUUCCCACUUUGUUACUUAUAGCCCUUUACGGUAGGAUCUACGUGGAAGCCCGAAAGAGGAUUUUGAAACAGGCAUCUAAUAAACCGGGGAAAAGACUAACCUCAGCUCAUUUGAUAACAAACUCGCCAGGUACAAACUCUGUGGCGUCCACCACCUCUCUAAAUUACGGGACAAACGAAACAUUUUCUUGUGACGCUAAUAGCUCAUCUGCCAGUGUGAACCAUGUGAAAGUCACUGUAUCCGACACGCUCCUGGAGAAGAAGCGAAUCUCCGCUGCCAGGGAAAGAAAGGCCACUAAAACUUUGGGGAUCAUUCUCGGAGCAUACAUUAUAUGCUGGCUGCCAUUUUUCAUUUACACUUUGGUGGUUUCUGUCUGUGCGUCGUGUUAUUAUCCAGAAUUAUUUGAUAUAUUUACUUGGUUGGGUUACCUUAACUCUUUAAUAAACCCCAUCAUAUACACCAUGUCCAAUGAAGAUUUCAAAAAGGCUUUCCACAAAUUAAUACGCUUUAGAUAUUGCAGGUCCUGAGAAUUACCCACCCAAAACAAAAGGUUGUCAAUGCCAUUAGGCUUAAAUUUUGUCCAGCUAUCUCAGCAGCACCAGAAACUGCACUUCUCCAAUAAAUGCAACAUGUGAGCUCUCAUGAUCAACCCUAAAAAAAAUUUGCAGCACUGGGUCUUGCAUGCUACCGCAUAGGCUUAGUAGCCUGCAGGCAUGUACUAGAAACAUGCUUAUUUUUCAAAACACGAAUGUGUUGAACUAUCACUGCCAAUAAUGAACAAUAUAUUCAGAAACCAUAGGCUGUAAUCUUUGUUGCCUUCCUUAUGAUUGCCAGAUAAUGACAUACCAACCCACCCACUCAGACAAUGAAAACAACUGUACAAUCUAAACCAUCAUUUGGGUAAGGACUAAUUCCAUUCAAGGUUAAUGUUAAGGAUGAUGCAUUUUCGAUAGCUUUUGUCAUGGAAUCAUGUCGAUUGAUCUGGGGGGGCUAACAAAAACAUUGGGAAGAGGGAGGCUGUUAUAUGUUUAAUAUUUAAACAUACAUGCGUUGCCUGUAGUAUGAAAAAGCCUGUGUGACACCUACAGAGUUACCUUAAGCACAGCGGUUCUGAUCUUCCCAGUACAACACCCUCCGUUCUCUUGUGUUCACUACUUCCAAAAAAAAAAAAAUAUAUAUAUAUAUAUAAAUUGUUGGAGGCAUGAGCAACUCAGAUUUCACUAUGUUUUCUUAACAGCCAUUUCCUUCUCCAAUACUAGUAAAUUCCAUGCAUACUUUGAGAGGACGAACAGAUGAUUGGUACAUAACCAUGGUCCGUCACACAACAAAUAUUGGUGCCUACAGAGACAUUUUCCGUUCAAUUUAUUGAAUGUUUUUAUUUGUCCAGCUUCUUAAAGAGAUUAGCAUGGAUUUCAUGACAAAAGACCAUCGCUCAUUCAUCACUAAAAAUGUAAAUAAUCGUUAGCCUAUUACUUUAUUGUAAUGUUGUUCACUUCAAAAGGGACUAUAAGCUGACCUCUUAUCAAACAAGCCUCAAUGUAUUUAUAUUCGUAUGUAUUGUAAGUAACACGUAUGUAUGUACGUAACAUACGUAACGUAUGUGUGUAUAUGUUUUUAUUCAUGUCAUUUUCGUUAGUUUUUUGUAAUGGAGCUGUUUAAAUUGCCUGUGGGUGUUGAGUCUACUGCAACCUAAUGAUUGGUAUUAUCUUACUGAAUAUUUUUGGUGGUCUUAUAGGCCUACAAAUCAAACUUAAUGACAGACAAGAAUAUACACCUUACACACAUCUUCACCUAAAAUACUGCUUAUAGUGAUCAUGUUUUAAUGAUGUGUCAGCUUGCCCUUUACAUUCCAUGCAACGCUGCAUGAGUUACGUGCAAGAUCAAGUACAGAGAAUAUACAGAGAUCGUCAGAGGUCGAAAAGCCUUUAAGAUUGCAUUAGUACAAAUAUUUGUUUUAAUAGAACCACUCCGAACCAUCGAGACGCAAUAGUAACAGCCAAGAUAAUAAAGGACCCCAAGCAGCCAUAUACAGGCAUACCAUGUUGAACUACGUGCUUUAUAAUGACGAACUACAUGUAGCUGCAAAAAAUGCAGAAAUCCUUUGAAUAAAUGAGGGAUGCAAAGUCUUUUAAAUGCUAGUGCUUCCACACAGGUGUGGAAUUAAUAACCUACCAGGCAUGUGCAGCGUCGAGAUGCUGGAAAGGUCUAGUGGCCCAUUAUUUUUACUACCAUGGCCAGAAGAAGACAUCUCAAAGACUUAGACAGAGGGAUGAAUGAGAAAGCACAAAACCAGCCAUCAUUGUUUUAUUUUUUUAGAAAUGUUGGGUGAUUUGGUUUUUCACUUGAUUGCGUCAGAUGACGUUACCAUUAAUGGUAAUAUUUCAAUUGAAGCUGACAUUGAUGCAUGCACGUAAUACACGCCUGAUUAUCCUACCCGAUAUUUCUCCCAUAGGCCUUUUUUUCAUUUGGAUUUUUACUUCGACCGUUCGAUGCUACAAGCACGGUAUUAUGAAUAUUGAGCUUGAGGAACAACUCAUGUUGAUGUUUCCUUUAUGUUGGCAAUAACCUGUGUGUUCAUGAGAUACUAUUGCAGUGCUCGCAUAAUGGAAAUUCUAUUUUACCUAAAUUAGCUACUGCUGUACAAUAAAGCUUUUCAAACAGAGCCCAACCCGUAUCUUAACUCGAUCCUCCUGUUGUUGCAGGACCGUGCAAUACUUCUCCUGCACAGCAAGAAAUGAAAACAAGUGUAUUGAAGGUUUAAAAUGCUUUUAAUGUUUGUUAUUUCCAGUUAAACAUGCCAGAAUGUAUUUGCCUUAAGGAAAACUGCAUCAGUCCCUAAAAUGCGCAUUUCUUGUUGCUGCUGGAUUAGUAUCCUGCUGUGUGAAACUGGUUCAAAUUAGAAUACGGCAUCUGUAAGCAAUGCACUGUAAUUGCCUUGACUUUGUGGUUAGAGGUCCACCCCAGUGGAUUACAAAUCACUGCUGCUAUUGUGAAAUACAAUAAAUAAAAAGUUAAAUGGAAUCUA